This is a messenger RNA of Toxoplasma gondii ME49, 3351 nucleotides long. RefSeq lists its product as hypothetical. The coding region runs from base 1 to 3351 and encodes 1116 amino acids. The transcript has 6 exons. Lineage: Eukaryota; Apicomplexa; Conoidasida; Eucoccidiorida; Sarcocystidae. The record is from RefSeq and is a predicted model, not a curated record.
AUGUGGUCUCUGCUUGGGUUCUCGGAGGAGAACCCUCCGGAAGAGUCGCAAGACGCAACGGCAGCCAGCCCCCCGACGCCCUCCCACCAAGAUGUCCCUGCCUCGCCUUCUGCCACUGAGGGAAAGGAAGUAGCAGGAGUGGCCAGUUCAGCAUCUCCGGAGACGAAGGCCGAUGCCCCUUCAGACUCGCCACCCGCGACGCCUACCUCUGGCGGCGGCUUUUGGUCGUUCUGGGGCGCGUCGACGCCCGCGGAGCCGGAGCCAGCCGCCACGACUCCUGUCUCCUCGACCGCCGCCGCUGUGGAGACGCCGGACUCUGGGAUCUCGGAGACACCCGGUCCGAGUGGGGUUUCAUCGAGCGCUGCAGAGUCGGGCGGCGACGAGAAGCAGAAGAAGAAAAAGAAGAAGGAGAGCGGGAAGGGGGACGAGGCAGUGGCUGAGAAAAAGAAGAAGAAGAAGGAGAGCGAGAAGGGAGGCGAGAUGGUGGCCGAAAAGAAGAAAGGGGAGAGCGAGGAGAGGUCGUCGAAGCUCGUAUCAGGCAGCGACGUCGAGGCCUUUCGUGCGCGCCUCGAGCAAAUAGAGCUGCAGAAGAAAGCCAAGGAAGAGGCGAAGGUGAAGAGGAAGGAAGACGAGAAGAAGCAGAAGGAGGAAAAGCGGGAGCAGAGGGGGCGCGAGCGCGAGGAAAGGGAGAAGAAGAAGCAGGAGAAAGAAGCGGCGAGAAUCGCGGAACUAAAGAGACUGGAGGAAGAGCUGAAGAGAACGCAGGAGCUGGCAGAGGAGCUUGAGAAGCAGAAUGAAGAAAGGAAAAACAAAAGAAAGGGCGAUCGCGGAGAGAGCAGCUCCCGCGGGUCCUCGUCGUCUCCGUCCUCAGGGCGCAGUCGCCGCGAGGCGUCGGAAGAGCGACGCAAGGCCCGGGAGGAGCGAGAGAAGAGGCGCCGAGAAGAACAAGCGGGACUGGAGGAACUCCUCGAGGCUACAGAGCGCGAGCUGACAGAAACCGCACGCAGUUUGCAGGAGUCGAUCGAUCGCCAGAGAGAAGAACGCGAAGAAUUGGAGAGGCGGCGCCAAGCGCAAGUCGAACGAGAGAUGGAAAUCCGCCAGCUCGCUGAAGAGGCAACCAGAGCGCUCGAGGCUCAGCAGCAGGCCGCCCGUGCAGCUGCCGCGCCUGCCCCUCCCGGAGCUUCGAAGGGACAGCCUCCCGCUCCCCCCCUUGUGUCUCCAGCAGAUGUGAAAGCUCGAAAUUUCAUGGUGGCGCUGCUGAAGCGCGACGGGGGUCCGUCGUUGCCGCCUCCAGAGCUCGAGCAGCGGCGUCUGGCCGAGCCUGCGCGUGGAGAGACAUCCGGCGCGAAGGCAGAAGACAGGCAGGCUCCAGAGCUGAGUCGGAAGGGCGCCGCUGCGCCGACGGCUGGACGGGUGCUUGCGGAGACAGAGGUCACGGAGGGAGACGAAAGCAUGCUAAGACCCUUUCUGGCGAAGAGAGGAGACAGCGUGGGCGACGAGUAUCAGGAGGCGCAGUACACUCAGCAGCAUGUGAUUUUCCGAGGUCCCGCCUUCCGAGCCUUCCACGAACUAGUCAACGCGACGAAGGAGAUCAAUCACCUCAAGGAGCAGGUGGAGGCGGCGAGCAGAGAUGAGGAGGAGAUCACCACGCUGCGAGAGCGCCUGCAGACUUUGUUAGACAAAGAGACGAAGAACUCGGAAUCGCACCUUGAGAGAGCUUGCGCGAUACGGCAAGCACUCAACUCUAUUAGUAUCGUUUUCAGAGCUGCCCAGCGUCGCCUGAAGACGCUGUUUUUCACCAAACUGAACGCGGCGGCAGGUGCAGCGAUGCCUCGGGCUGUCGGGACUUCUGCGGCACUGAGGGCGAUAUUGGGAGGCGAUUCCAAGGUGACACGUCUUGGCUUCGGCCUUCUCCGAGAAGUUGUUCUGCGUCAUCUUCGACAGGCGUGGAACCAGUGGACUCGCUAUGUGAAGCCGAGAGACGCCCCACCUGGGAGAGGAGCUGGAACUGGAAUAGGCACGCUGGAAGACGAGAAAGCCACAGCAGCGAUCAUGGCUUUGCGAGAGGUAGAGGAUGAGGCGGAGGCCCUCAAAAAAUAUAACGAAGAAGAAAAGCGGAAGCUCGCCGAGGUAGCCUCACGUCUCGAGCGUUGGCGGCGACAACUUGUAGCCGCGCAUGACGCAGUUAUUCACUUACGGGAGAAUGAGACUAAGCGUUGCAAGAGCGGGGUAAGAGAAAAGGAACGAGGCGACCGUAGAAGGCCUCGGACAUCCUCUACGCUGGACUCUGCAGAAGACGAUGCUCAGGCACCGGACGUGCUAACGCGUCUCAAUGCUCUUGUCCACACUGAAAUGCACCGUCUCGGAUUGCGGUUCGAGAACCCGCGGGCUGGUUUCGGUGGUGACUCGACUCCGCAUUUGGAAACGCGGAAUCGUGAUCCUUUUCGCCGUAUACCACGUUCAUUUCAAACGGAGAAUAUAGGCCACUUGCGGCUCUUGCACGGCGACGCGAAUGGGAGUUUCCCAGAAGAUCGUCUUUCCUCGUUCCUUGAGUCGAGGACUUCGGAUAACGGGUCAGUUCGCUCUGCGCGAGGACGUGGUGUGCGCCGCAGGCGUUCUUUGGAUGAAAAUGGGAACAAAGCUCUGUCGGGAACGGAGUCGGAUACUUCUAGUGUAUCGGAGAGCAUAUCCAGUGGACGCAGUUCCUCGACUUCGAGCGAAGGCAGUGGGGCACUUUCCUCAUCGGAGAAACGUCGGGCUUCUAGCCGGAUGUCUGGAGAGAAUCCCAGCCGCAGAAACAACACGGUAGACGAGGGGGGGCGGAGGAAGAAAAACUUCGAUAAGGCAUGCGAAGAUGCGGAGAUCAUGCACGAUUUGGCACCAGCGACCAGAGGUCAGCCGUCAAAAUCUGGAGACCAAGCAAGCAGUCAGGUGAGCGUGGUGAAAGGAACCCUUCCAGCGAGCCGCAUAGUGAAAACGAGACCGAAACCACCGCCUCCACCUGGUGCUUCGGAGCCUGCAACCUUUGUAGGUGGGCAGCAGAGAAAACUUCAGCCAGCCAGUGGCACGGAGACGUCUCAGGACGAUCUUGAAUCAGCCCCUUCCACACGUAGCUCAUGUUCCGGGAAAGGACCCAAAGGAACCGGUGCACCAACCGGGUCAACCGUUAUUUACGCAGAUGCGCACCACACACAAGCAUCGGCAAAAGCGAAGAACGCCGUUCAGGCAAAAGUCAAAAUGGAACGAGACAGACAACGAACCGCCACUAUAGUGGUCGGCGCCGGUCCGCCAAUUUUGGCACCGAAGUCCCUCGUGAACGGGCCGAAAAGUGGACCAAAACCGAAGCAAUAG